AGGUGAGGGGCUCACGGGCCUUUCUAGACGCUCCGGAAUCCAUGCGGGAGCGGGAGCCGCGGCCGGGUGGGUCUCAGACCUGAGAAGAACCCGGACGUCUCGCCCGGCGUCUGUAAGUGGCUGUCUGGCGCUGGACUACAUUUCCCGGCAGCCCUUGCGGCGCUUCCCGCCAGCGCCCCCUUUCCGCGCCCAGCGUCUUAGCCCGGAUGCAUGGACCCUUUAGGUGGGUGUGGAGGGCCCCCGACUCCUGAAAUUGCGGAUGUUUUUGCAUUCAUUCGUAUGUGAGCUUUUUUUUCCCCCUUAAAUCUAGUACAGAGUCUUGUUUCAUGAGGUUCUCAAAGUGUUGCAAGAUCACAAAAGAUUUGGAACCACUAGUUUAUAAGCAGAGACUUAUCCAUGGUAAUAUUUUAGACCAUUUUGUUCAAAUUCUAUGUCUAACAAUGCGGAAACAGUUGAGUAAAUCACAGGCCACCUUGUGUAAAUAGGAUAUCGUACAGUUAAUACAAAUAGUGCUUAUAAAAGUGGGUCGUAAUGAGAAAAAGCUGGCUAUUACAUCAUAUCAAGCAACAUUCAUACUUAUUUCAUUUACACAUUACUUAGAACUAAAUGGUUAUAAUGUGACAGGUACUGUUCUACACUCUUUUACAAAAUACUACUCAUUUAAUGAUGAACUCAAGAAGUGGUUAAGUGUUAAUACUCUAAAUAUUUGGAUGUUUUCUAUUCCAGUGUUUUGUUUUGUUUUGUUUUGAGCCUGUGUGUCAGUGGGUGAGUGUUUUGAAUUCUUUUUGCUGAAUGGCCUCUUAUGGUAUAGAAGAUCUCAUUGUGACUUUCUUUGUUAAUGUUGUCCAACAUCAUUUGUGAUAGUUGCUUGAUGUUCCAUUAUAUGGCUGUGCCAAAAAUGAUUCAGCCACUUGCCUACUUGUGGACUUGCCUACUUAUGUACCAGUUUUCAAUUCUAUUCUUCAGUAAAUAUUAUGCAUGCAGCUUUGUGCAUUGCUGUGUUUCUAUGGAAGGGCACAUUUAUGUGUUGAUGAUAGAGUGCUGAGCCUGCUCCAUUUAAUUUAUCUUAUUGUCUCUUUCUACGCCACCCCAUUUGUUGACUCAAGGCAAGUCCCAUGAAUAGCUGUCCACGAAGCCUCAGAUUGGGCUACGGAUUUCUUUGUAAAUUUGGAAGUUGGGAGAAGAGCCAGAUAGACUUCUGAAGGUGUUGAAUUUGAUGCAUAAGAGAGGUUCCAUGUGGGUCCCAGGCACUGGACCAGGCCUGAGCAUCCCUGUCUCACGUUUACAUCAGUAAGGCAGAACCUCUUGGUAUUUGGGGGGAAUUGGAGGGAAGGAACCACAGGUGCCUUGUCUCUUUGCAGCAGUCAAACCUGAUUUCCUGAGUUUGGGUGAGGAUCACCAUUUUUCUCAACUCUAUUUUUUAUGGUGGGUGGAGGGCAAGAAGGUGGGGACUUGUAACCUUGGCAUACUUGGAGCUGUGAGGCAAGCCUAGCCUCUCAUGUUUGUUCUUUCCUCCCCCAGCUCUGCCAUCUCAGGACUCUGCCCUUCCGCAAGAGAGGAACCAGGAGAAGGACCCAUCAACCCUUGAAAUUCUAAAAUCAUGUCCUUUGGGUCAGAAUUGUUCAGAGAUGUGGCCAUAGUCUUCUCCCAAGAAGAAUGGCAGUGGCUGGCACCUGCUCAAAGGGAUCUGUACAGAGAUGUGAUGUUAGAGACCUAUAGCAACCUGGUCUCACUGGGUCUUGCCAUUUCCAAACCUGAUGUGAUCUCCUUCUUGGAGCAAGGCAAAGAGCCUUGGAUCGUGGAGAGGGUGGCCACAGGAGACCUGUGCCCAGUAUUAGAAUCUGGAUAUGAUACCAAGGUAUUAUCUCCUAAGCAUCAUGUUUAUCAAGUUGAAUCACCCCAAUGGGAGAUAAUGGAAAGCCUUACAAGUUAUGGUCUUGAGUGCUCGAGUUGCCAAGAUGAUUGGGAAUGCAGAAGACAGUUUGACAGACAACAGGGAAAUCCAGACCGACAGUUCAGUCAAAUGAUCAUCAGUCAUGAAGAAAUUCCCACUUUCAACCAGCAAGCAUCCCUUACUUUUUACCAGAAAAUUCAUACUGGAGAAAAAUCCUAUGUAUACAAUAAAUGUAAAAAAGACUUCUGGCAAAAAGAAUUCCUUAUUAAUCAUCAAGGAAUUCAUACUAAUGAGAAACCCUACAAAUGUAAAGAAUGUGGGAAGGCCUUUAAAUAUGGCUCACGAUUAAUUCAACAUGAGAAUAUUCAUUCUGGCAAGAAACCCUACAAAUGUAAGGAAUGUGGAAAGGCCUUCAAUUCUGGUUCAAAUUUCAUACAACAUCAGAGAGUUCAUACUGGUGAGAAACCUUAUGAAUGUAAGGAUUGUACGAAGGCCUUCAGUCGAAGCUCACAAUUGAUUGAACAUCAACGAAUUCAUACUGGUGAGAAACCUUAUCAGUGUAAGGAAUGUAGCAAGGCCUUCAAUCGGAUUUCACAUCUUAAAGUACAUUAUAGAAUUCAUACUGGUGAAAAGCCCUAUGCAUGUAAGGAAUGUGGGAAAACCUUUAGUCAUCGGUCUCAGUUGAUUCAGCAUCAGACUAUUCAUACUGGCAAGAAACUCUAUGAAUGUAAGGAGUGUGGGAAAGCCUUUAAUCAAGGGUCAACUCUGAUUCGACAUCAGAGAAUUCAUACUGGUGAGAAACCCUAUGAAUGUAAGGUAUGUGGGAAGGCCUUUAGAGUGAGCUCACAACUUAGGCAACAUCAGAGAAUUCACACUGGAGAGAAACCCUACCAAUGUAAGGUGUGUGGGAGGGCUUUCAAACGGGUCUCACAUCUUACUGUACAUUACAGAAUUCAUACAGGUGAAAAACCAUAUGAAUGUAAGGAAUGUGGGAAGGCAUUUAGUCAUUGCUCACAAGUGAUUCAACAUCAAGUAAUUCAUACUGAGGAAAAGCCCUUUGAAUAUAAAGAAUGUGGGAGGACCUUAAGUCAUAAUUCAACUACUGUUCAACAUCAGAAAAUGCAUAACAGAGAAAGACAUGUGAAUAUAAGAAAUGUAGAAAAGCCUUCAAUCAGCACUUAUCCCUUAUUAAUCAUCAGAGAAUUUAUGCUGGCAAGCAACCAUAUGAAUGGAAGUAAUGGGGAAAGCCCAUUAGUUUAGGCUAAUCACAACUUAUUAUUGCCUCUUGGAGGAAGACUGAAGAAUGUAAUCCAAGUGAGAAUGCCUUCAUUUAGAGCUUAUCCUUUGUCCUAUGUCAUAAAAUCCAUAGCAAAGAGAAAUUUUAUGGAUGCAAAUUGUUUAGAUCAUGAUUGUCAAAGAAGCAGGGAAAGGUUGGAAAAAAUUUUGUCUCUAACACAUUCCAGAAUCACAUUUUCUAAUCACAGUGUAAUAAUUUUAACAAUAGUUAAAAGUUUUAGUUUUCUUGGAAAUUAAAAAAACACAACAAAAAAAACCACACAGCCAAAUUAUUCUUAGAUUAAAACAAGGAGGCCGGGCGCGGUGGCUCACGCCUGUAAUCCUAGCACUCUGGGAGGCCGAGGUGGGCGGAU
Molecule: messenger RNA, 3543 nt
Organism: Microcebus murinus (gray mouse lemur)
Lineage: Eukaryota; Metazoa; Chordata; Mammalia; Primates; Cheirogaleidae
Source: RefSeq, a predicted model, not a curated record